Closterium sp. Yama58-4 is the source of this 1062-nucleotide messenger RNA. The record is from the annotation of a GenBank genome assembly. Lineage: Eukaryota; Viridiplantae; Streptophyta; Zygnematophyceae; Desmidiales; Closteriaceae.
AUGGAGCUCUCAUUAUUGAAUUCAUUCGCAAAGACCACACUUACAAAAUGGGGUGAAGGGGGGGGGGAUGGAGGCUUAUUUUCUCUCCUUUGGCUUCUUCCCACUUUUCCGCUUCCCUGUCUGCUCUUGUUCCCCUGGCUGAACUUCUUUCCCGCCCCUGUUUCCACUUCUUCCCUACUUCUGUCGUCGAACUUCCUCCCACUCCACUUCUCCUCCCACUUCCUGGCCACUCAACUUUUCCCCAGCGUCCAACACCAUUCGCACAUCCAGCUGAAGGAAGUGCAGGAGGAAUUGAAAGCCGUGUCCAGGCGAGCAGAGGAGCAGGCACGGGAUGCUGCCUUGGACAAGGAAGCCUUGGAGCAGGGCUCGUCAGCAGAGCAGGCUGAGCUGGUGGCCAGGCUGGCGGCCGCUGAGCAGCGAUUGGAGGAGAGCCGGGCUGCAGAUGGCCGGCUGAGGGAGGAGGUGCGGGAGAAGGAGGCGCAGGUGCAGGCGCUCUCCAGGGAUCUCGAGGAGGGACGGGCUGCAGACGGCCGGCUGAGGGAUGAGGUGCAGAAGAAGGAGGCGCAGCUGCAGGCACGCUCAAGGGACCUCGAGGAGACACGGGCUACAGACGGCCAGCUAAGAGAUAAGGCGAAGGAGUUGGAGCAGCGCUUGACUUCAAAGCGGGACAGGCUGGCAGACAGUCUGGCGGCCACCAUGCAGCAACUGGAGGACAGCCCAGCGGCAAAUGCCCAGGUUCUCUGCUUAAAUAUGCCCCCCUGUUUCUUCUCCUCCAUCUCCAUGACCACUCAUUCCUCACCAUUUGCACAUGCUGUUGAAGGCGGUGGGCAGGCGAGCACAGGAGCAGGUGCAAGGAUGCCGUGUGAUGUGAACCCCCUCUCGACUUUUCCUCUGCGCCCCAAUGCCUCACAGGCGGAGGAGCAGGUGCAGGCAGCCGUGCGGGAGAGGCAAGCCCUGGAGCAGCGCCUGGAGGACUUGGAGCUCUCAACGACGGACCAGGUGAGCCUUUUUUUCCACCUUAGGCGCUGGCCUCACGUCCAACCUAGCAACGAUGUGGGUUAG